AUGGCGGAUCGGGCGGAGAUGUUUUCUCUUUCCACCUUUCACUCGCUGUCGCCGCCGGGCUGCAGGGCUCCUCAGGACAUAAGUCUGGAAGAAUUUGAUGAUGAAGAUCUGUCAGAGAUCACUGAUGACUGUGGGCUUGGUCUCAGCUACGACUCAGACCACUGUGAGAAGGAUAACCUCUCCCUGGGGCGUUCGGAGCACCCGCACCCCAUCUGCUCCUUCCAGGAUGACUUCCAGGAGUUUGAGAUGAUAGAUGACAAUGAGGAGGAGGAAGAGGAGGAAGAGGAAGAAGAGGCAGAUGGGGAGGGUGAGGAGGGAGGUCACUGUGGCUCAGAAGCCCCUACCUCAGAGCCCCUAAUACCCUCCCCCUCUACCAACGAACCCCACAAGCACCGGCCCACCACGCUCCACCUGACUGCCCUAGGAGCGCAGGACUCCUUGAACAACAACAAUGGAGGAUUCAAUCCUGCUCCUCCAGCUUCCUGGCAGGAGACGCUGCUCUGCUCACCCCCCCAGGAACCCCUAGGAGAGCCUCCCGGUGCCCUCCCGCCCACCAACGCAGGUCCUCUUGGGUCACCGUCUCCUGAACACACAGGCUGCGACUACGAAGGAAACCCGCCCUUGGUCCGUGCUGCGCCUGGCGGAGCCUCACCCUCUUCGGACCCAGGCAUUGAGGCCGACCUGGGGAGCCGCUCAAGUGGGGGCCGCGGGGGCCGACGAAGCAGCCAGGAGCUAUCAACGCCAGGCUCAGACUCAGAGGAAGUGGGUGGCCCGCGCCUGGGCCGCAUGAUCUCGUCCAUCUCGGAGACCGAGCUGGAGCUGAGUAGCGACGGUGGUAGCAGCAGCAGUGGCCGCUCCUCGCACCUCACCAACUCCAUUGAAGAGGCUUCUUCACCAGCCUCCGAGCCCGAGGCUGAGCUCCCGCACGAGCCGCCACGCCGGCCCGCCUUCUUGCCAGUGGGUCCGGACGACACCAACAGCGAAUACGAGUCGGGUUCCGAGUCAGAGCCCGACCUCAGCGAGGACGCCGAUUCGCCCUGGCUGCUCAGCAACCUGGUGAGCCGCAUGAUCUCCGAGGGCUCCUCGCCCAUCCGCUGCCCGGGCCAGUGCCUGUCACCACGCCCGCCCGGGGAGACAGCAUCGCCGGCUGGCGGGGACACCGAUGCCGCUGAGGCAACAGUGGCAGCUGGCGUGGAGCUGGUGGACAUGGAGACGCUGUGCGGCCCACCGCCACCUGGGCCCCCAGCGCCAGCCAGGCCCGCCCCGGCACAGCCCGGGCCCUGCCUGUUCCUCAGCAACCCCACACGAGACACCAUCACACCCCUGUGGGCCGCGGUGGGCCGCACUGGCCGCCCAGGCCGCGCCUGCUCAGCCGCGUGCUCAGAGGAGGAGGACGAGGAUGAGGAGGACGCCGAGGAAGGCGCAGGGUCGCCAGGGGGCAGGGGUGCAGGCCCUGCCGUACCACGGGAUGCAUCUCUGGUCUAUGAUGCCAUCAAGUAUACGCUCGUGGUAGAUGAGCACACACAGCUGGAGCUGGUGAGCCUGAGGCGCUGCGCAGGCCUGGGUGAGGACAGCGAAGACAGCGGAGGCGAAGCCAGCGAGGAGGAGGUGGGGCCUGGGCUGCUGGGCAGUGGCAGAGGCGGGGACCCAGAGGACGCCUCCCCAGACAGCCCAGACCUUACCUUCUCCAAGAAGUUCCUCAAUGUCUUUGUCAACAGCACAUCUCGAUCUUCCAGCACUGAAUCCUUUGGCCUUUUCUCCUGCCUGGUGAAUGGUGAGGAGAGGGAGCAGACUCAUCGCGCGGUCUUCAGGUUUAUCCCCCGUCAUCCUGAUGAGCUGGAGCUGGAUGUGGACGACCCAGUGCUGGUGGAGGUGGAGGAGGACGACUUCUGGUUCCGUGGCUUCAACAUGCGGACAGGGGAGCGAGGAAUCUUCCCUGCCUUCUAUGCCCAUGCAGUGCCCUGCCCUGCCAAGGAACUGCUGGGGAGCAAGAGGAGCCCCUGCUGGGUGGACAGAUUUGACGUGCAGUUCUUGGGCUCCGUGGAGGUGCCCUGUCACCAGGGCAACGGCAUCCUGUGUGCAGCCAUGCAGAAGAUUGCCACAGCCCGGAAGCUGACCGUCCACCUGCGCCCUCCUGCCUCGUGUGACCUAGAAGUCUCCCUUCGUGGGGUCAAGCUGAGUCUGAGUGGAGGAGGACCUGAGUUGGAGCGUUGCAGCCACUUCUUCCAGAUGAAGAACAUCUCCUUCUGUGGCUGCCACCCACGCAACAGCUGCUACUUCGGCUUCAUCACCAAGCACCCACUGCUGAGCCGCUUCGCCUGCCAUGUGUUUGUGUCCCAGGAGUCCAUGCGGCCUGUGGCGCAGAGCGUUGGCCGCGCCUUCCUGGAGUACUAUCAAGAGCACCUAGAGUAUGCCUGCCCCACAGAGGACAUCUACCUGGAGUAG
This is a messenger RNA of Chrysochloris asiatica (Cape golden mole), 2445 nucleotides long. It is a transcript of the gene MAPK8IP2, whose product is annotated as mitogen-activated protein kinase 8 interacting protein 2. Gene Ontology annotation, molecular function: protein binding. Gene Ontology annotation, biological process: regulation of JNK cascade. The transcript is spliced from 12 exons. The record is from RefSeq and is a predicted model, not a curated record. Gene Ontology annotation, cellular component: cytoplasm. Lineage: Eukaryota; Metazoa; Chordata; Mammalia; Afrosoricida; Chrysochloridae. Bases 1 to 2445 code for a protein of 814 amino acids.